Alternaria viburni is the source of this 1281-nucleotide messenger RNA. RefSeq lists its product as uncharacterized. NCBI's taxonomy places the organism in Eukaryota, Fungi, Ascomycota, Dothideomycetes, Pleosporales, Pleosporaceae. The coding region runs from base 1 to 1281 and encodes 426 amino acids. The transcript has 2 exons. The record is from RefSeq and is a predicted model, not a curated record.
AUGUCAGCCACCUUAAGGGCAACCGUGGAAGGGUUCAAAACUGGCCUGGACACCCAUUACCUCCCGCAAAACUUUCGAGACGCCAUCUACGCUACCCGAAGGUUGGGCCUCAAGUUACUUUGGGUCGAUGCACUUUGUAUCGUACAAGACAAUGCUGCGAGCCGCGACCUAGAAGUCAGCAACAUGGGAAGCUACUACCGAAAUGCUUUCGUCACGCUCUCCAUACUGAGCGCACAAGACUCCCAUGUCGGCUUUCUCAAACCCCGAGAGUCAGUAUCAACGAUCAGUCUGGGUGAGAACCUUCAUCUUCGUCGAGCGCGGCCCACUUGGAGCGAAGUGCUUCAGGAAUCCCCACUGAACAAACGAGCGUGGGUAUUGCAGGAACGAUUGCUGUCAAGGAGAGUCGUGCAUUUCGAGAAGAACGAGAUCUUCUGGGAGUGUCUCGAGACCUCUGCAAGAGAAGGUAGUUUGGAGGAGAACCCAGAAGCAUGGCAAGAGGGCGAGUGGUCCAACGAGAGCUUCAAGCGCUGCCUUACUUUCGCCAACAAUUCGGCCGUGGGGGAGUUUGGCAGACAUGUGCCGGAAAGCGAGGCCUUUAUGAUGCAAUGGUAUCGCAUUAUAUUUUGCGAAGUCACCCAUUUUACAUAUAAGGCUGGCUUCUGGAGAGAACAUGUCCAUGCUGGCCUCCUCUGGUAUGCCGACGGAUCGCUCAUGCCCGUGCGACGGGUUACCGCUAGCUCCAGUCCACCUUCUUGGUCGUGGGCUUCUCUGGAUGGCCCAGUAAACAUGAUCUUCAGCCGCGAAUCAAGGACGAUCGACACCCAACUUGCAGCCACGGUGCUUGAACACCAACCCAAGCUCGAGCGAGCCGUUACUUCCUUUGCGCAUAUUGGGGAUGGCGUUCUGAUGCUGGAGGCCUAUAGCCUCGACGUUGUCUGCCGCUCGUGCUCAGACGGAAGCGCUCCAUACAGCGACCCUUAUCUUCGCAUGGUGGUCGAGAUUUUCGACGAGCGUGGUGUCUGUAUCGGUACAGGCUACCACGAUCGCAUCCCAGAAAACUGUAAUACCCAAUGCAUGGCUCUGAUCGUAUCGCAGAGAGUGAACACAAACUUCAGUAGCACUCCCAUUACUUACUUCCUGCUGGUUGUUGAGUCGCACCGCUUUGCGGAGACCUGCUACGAGCGAAUAGGCAUCGCGCAGACAGCCGAUAAGACUUACGGUCAUGUACUGGACACGUUGAACAUCAAGCCUGAGCAGAAGAGAAAGGUUAUACUUGUCUAA